CCACAAAAAUAGAAAGAAAUAUAAAUAAACACUGAUACAUAUUUGUUGCAGCGAGCUCGGACUGGGAGGCGCGCACACAAAUGGUUUGGGGCUUUCCAUCUCAUACGAUUUCCCCUUCCUUUUCGGAUCUCUAAUCUUCUCUCAUCUUAAUCUAAUAUCCCAAAAUUUUUUCUUUAGCUUUCAUCCCACUCAUUCUUUCGCUCUCUACACACACUCCAGUGUGUAAUUCUUGAUUCAUUCUCCCCAAGAAAUUUGACUGUAAUUCCUGCAUUUCUGUGCCAUUUUUAUGUCUUAAUUUUCAGGGUUUACAUUAAAUUCAUUGAUCAUCGACUUCUUCUAAACAGUCGAUUCUCAAUCCCUUGAGGUUUCAUGUGGAAUAGUGAAGAAGCAGUAGAGGAAGGGAGGAUAUAGUGUUAGUAGUGGUUUAAAAGUAUGUUCAAUAAAAUCAGAAAAAAAGGACAUCGAAAGGCCUCAAAAUCGGAUGGAGCUGAGACCCCAAUACCUACCAACAAUGCAGCGCCUAAUCCUGAUGUUACUGUUAAUCAUGCUUCAAGAACGGCCGGUGCACCAUCUCAACCUUUGUCUUUGGACUGUCUGGGACACAGUUCUGGAGUGGUUGAAGUAUUACCCUUGUUGAAAGAAAUUCCGCUGUCUGAAAGGCAUGCUUUGUUCAUCAGAAAGCUCCAAAUUUGUUGCGUUUCCUUUGAUUUUUCAGACACUUUGAAGAAUGCCCGAGAAAAGGAGAUUAAGAGGCAAACUCUCAAUGAGCUGAUUGAAUUAGUGCAAUCAGGGUCUUCUAAAAUGAAUGAAAUAAUGCAGGAAGGGUUAGUGAAAAUGAUAUCAAUCAAUGUUUUUCGGUGUUUACCGCCUGCAAUGCAUGAGAAUACAGGGUCAGAGAGUGGUGACCCUGAUGAGGAUGAAAUGUUUAUGGACCCAUCAUGGCCUCACUUGCAACUUGUGUAUGAGUUACUUUUGAGAUAUGUGGUAUCACCUGAUAUGGACACUAAGAUAGCCAAGCGAUAUCUUGAUCAUUCUUUUGUUCUAAAAUUACUGGAUUUAUUCGAUUCUGAGGACGCCAGAGAGCGUGAAUACUUGAAGACUAUUCUUCACCGCAUUUAUGGGAAAUUCAUGGUGCAUCGCCCAUUUAUUAGGAAAGCGAUAAAUGAUGUAUUUUACCGGUUUUUAUUUGAAACAGAGAGGCACAGUGGGAUUUGUGAGUUGCUAGAGAUUCUUGGAAGUAUUAUAAAUGGGUUCGCUCUGCCAAUGAAAGAAGAGCAUAAAUUGUUCCUUGUUCGGGCUCUUAUUCCAUUGCACAAGGCCAAGUGUGUCGCAUCAUAUCAUCAGCAGUUAUCUUACUGCAUUACACAAUUCGUAGAGAAAGAUUAUAGAUUGGCAGAUAUUGUGAUUAGGGGAUUGCUGAAGUACUGGCCUGUAACCAACUGCGGCAAGGAAGUUCUCUUUCUUGGAGAACUAGAAGAUGUCUUGGAAGCCACACAGUCUGAGGAGUUUCAGCGCUGCAUGGUGCCUUUAUUUAGACAAGUUGCUCGAAGCAUCAACAGCUCCCAUUUUCAGGUUGCAGAACGGGCGCUAUUCUGGUGGAACAAUGAGCAUAUAGUGAGCUUGAUUGCAGAGAAUCGCCAUACCAUCUUGCCAAUUAUCUUUGAAGCUUUAGAAAAGAACAUAAAGUGUCACUGGAACCAGGCUAUCAAUGGGCUAACGGCUAAUGUUCGAAGGAUGUUCCAGGAGAUGGAUGCUGAGCUGUUUGAAGAGUGCCAAAGGCAAUAUGAAGAAAGGGAGGCCAGGGCUGGAAGCCUGGAGGAGCAGCGGGUGUUGACAUGGAAGAGACUCGAAGAGGCCGCUGCAAAUGGGUGUUGACAUACAAAACUGUAAGAGCAGCUGUACUGGCUGGGGAAGAUGUGAUUAGAGUUGACUCACUGAUCUACUUGUAGAUUUCCACUGCAGCACAUAAUUCGCCUAUAAUCAGGGCAAUGAGCGGCACAAGUUCUGGUAUUGGUGGCGCACGGUCUCGGCCUAUUGCCCCGAAAUGAGCAAAGUUCUUUUGCGAUCCGCCCUCUGUCACUGUUCUGUCUUUUAUUCUGGGGAGAGAAGUUGGACGAAAUUCUGCCAUCUUCUCUUCUCGACCAAGUGCAGUGCUUUUUGCUAAUAUGUGUUUCUAAUUAUAGUUUGGCUUUUUGAUCGUUUUUUGUCAUUCAAUUUUGAGAUGACAGUGAAAGCAAUGUUGGAAGUAGUUUGUAGUUAAUAUCUCAUUCAAAAGGGUUUUUUUUUUUU
Messenger RNA from Coffea eugenioides, 2289 nucleotides. Its product is annotated as serine/threonine protein phosphatase 2A 57 kDa regulatory subunit B' beta isoform-like. Gene Ontology annotation, cellular component: protein phosphatase type 2A complex. The record is from RefSeq and is a predicted model, not a curated record. The transcript is spliced from 3 exons. Lineage: Eukaryota; Viridiplantae; Streptophyta; Magnoliopsida; Gentianales; Rubiaceae. Bases 433 to 1875 code for a protein of 480 amino acids. Gene Ontology annotation, biological process: signal transduction. Gene Ontology annotation, molecular function: protein phosphatase regulator activity.